CGACGACUUCUCCAGCCGUAUGGAGACCAACGUGGCGCUAGACUUCACCGGACACAUCUACUGGGACUCCCCGGCCAUCACCAAGAGCUCCUGCGAGGUAGACGUCUCCUUCUUCCCGUUCGACCGACAGAAAUGCCGGCUCACGUUCGGUUCCUGGACGUACAGCGGUAGUCAGAUCGACGUUUGGAACGAAUCCUUCACGGGAGACCUGACGGACUACGUACGGAACGCCGAGUGGGAACUUGUGGGCAUGCCGUCGAGACGGAACCUCAUAGUCUACGGAUGUUGUCCGGAUCCGUUUCCGGAUGUGACUUUUACAAUCAUGUUGGAACGGAAGUCUCUGUACUAUAUUUUUAACCUGAUUCUCCCGUGUAUGCUGAUAUCCAUGUUGGCUCCCAUGAGCUUCUAUCUACCAGCGGAUUCUGGUGAAAAGGUGUCUCUGGGUAUCACAGUGUUGUUGGCGCUGACGGUCUUCCAGCUAGUGGUCGCUGAGGCACUCCCGCCUUCCGAGAACAUCCCUCUGAUAGGAAAGUACUACAUCGCCAGCAUGACGUUGAUGUCCCUGUCCACGGGGAUGUCGUGUUUCGUCAUGAACAUCCACCACUGCGGUCCGGAAGCGCGUCCCGUCCCCCGAUGGAUGCGCUGGCUCAUCCUGAAGUGGCUGGCACAGAUCAUGCUCUUCCGUGACCUUAGCAUCACGUGCUGCAAGAACGAGAAAAAGGUCAAAAGUCGUGGGUCACCGCGCAUGGGCAGAAGCGGGAGUCACACUGGGUGCGACGACACCACCAGCUGUGCCCGAGAGCGCGCAUGCUCACUAGAGGAAACGUUUACCAAGAGAUCUGAUAACGAAGUGCACUUGCGUUCUUCUCUGCGCAUGCGCUCGGAGGACAUGCUAAACGGCGGAGCAACGACGCCAUCUGCACGGAACAACACGAACUGCAGGAUGGGAGUCGGAUACGAACUUGUUGAGCUGAAGCCGCCUGAAGUGAUGGUGGCGAACAAACUGGAAAAAAGACUGGAUAGAAUCGAGAAGGAGGUUCGGUACGUCACAGAUCGCCUCCGUAAGAAGGACAAAGAGAACUCAGUGGCGGCGGAAUGGCAGAGAGUAGCUAAAGUGGUGGAUAGACUGUUCCUGUGGCUCUCGCUGCUCACCGCUAUUGCCGUCAGUCUGCUCAUACUGGGCUCGUACGUGUGACAGUGCAAUGCAGUCCAUAUAUGAACCGCUAGAUGUCGCGCUUUCACUGUCACUGAGUGGUCGCGAGGAAGAGGGGGCGUCAUGUAGCGUCAUGUGACACUGGUCCUGAAACUAGGUGGAGUAGACGUCCACCUUAUGUCAGUCACUGAAGCCUUAGCUGCAAUAUUACAACUUGUACUAAAAUACCAAGCAAAAUGCCACUUUUGUCAGAGAGGAAAACAUAUGUAACAUUGAGCUCUAAGCACACAGUGCAGUCUAGGCGUUGAUCUCAACUGCAUCAACUCAAGCCCGAACUGAGGAAAAGGUUUUGGUGACUAGGAAUGGUUGCUAGAAAAAGAAGAAGAGUGUUUUAAGUUCCCAACUAAUAGAUGUAAACUUGCACGGAACUGUUAUAAGUGGCCAAAUAUGUCUGGAGGUGGUUGGCCGGCCAUGUUUGACAGUAUGUGGUGGUAAAUACGACUUGCUUCUAUAACCUUGCUGCUAUUGUGAAUUCACAUUUGCAGACUUUACAAAUAGCUAGUCUUUGGUCCUGCAGUCGUUCUCUUAUGAAUUACUCUAUAGCUACCAUGUUUAAUAGAAGAUUUGUGCUCUUGUUCCAUUGGUAUUUGAUGUUCAGUAAAUCUCUGUGUCAGAAAAGCAACAACCUUAUUUUCUAACUAGAUGUGAAAAUUGAACAUGUACCUGACUAUAUACACACAAUAGAAAAAGUGGGAAUUUCUCAUUUUAAACGAGCAGUGAUGAUUUAUGAAACAAGAAUGGAAUGGAACCGUCUAUUACUACUUCAAGAAUGUGACGUCAGUGACAAGUGACUGCAACAAUGGGUUGUGAGUGCCCAAUUGUUGAGUGCCACAUUGAGCCGAGGCGGGGGGCGACAUAGGUUAUCUGCUGCAGUCACAUGUCUCUGACCUAAAGUUCUGAAAGAAGCAGCUGAAAAUUUGGGUACUAGUUAGUCCUAGUUGGUGGUGUUGGUUAGAUAAUCUUUUUUCUCUUCUGUCAUAUUGUCAUUAUUACCAACAGAAAUAAAUUUUCAAGCUAUGGCGUAUAUGUAAUACUCUGAGCUCUAUUGUAUUUACAGGUGCCUUUUUCUGUUCAAAAUAUUCAAGAACAAUGACAUCAAUAUCAAAACUCGUAACAACCACAGACAAUACAACUGUUAAAAUUAGAAACUUGUUUAUUGACAUGUAAGAGAAUAUUUGCAUAAGGAUAAAUGAUUUAUGACCAUAUUUGUACAAUUGACAAUAACAGAAACAAUAAGAUAUAUAUACAAAGAAAUAUACUACACAAAGACACAAGAACAUGAGCAAUUAAUAUUAACAGUUGUCUCGCAUUACGUAUUGGAUGAUGGUUCAUUUUGCAUUAAUAUUAAUAAUAAUAAUAAUAUGGGAAUAGGGUGAGAAUACAAUAGAUUGUAUUUUAUAGCAUGAACACACUGCAGUACAGAUUAAGUUUCAAUUACCCCCUCUAACCUUGAGUGGUCCCUUCCUCCGUCAAUUUUAAAGUCUAUUUUAAGAUCCCAAAUAGAAAUGAGAGGGUAAGUCUAUUACAGAAUCUGGGGGGAUAAUUGUUCACAAUCUUCGUCCAUAUCAUUUGCUCAGUAUUGCUUUUGAACACAAUAAAUUUUCGUAUUGAAGACUUUUUUUGCAAUAUUUUUCUAAUAAAGAGAUUUCAGUCUUCUUCAGCCAAAAAGAAAAAUUUAAAUCUUUGACCGCACAAUCAUACAUCUAAGUGCACUGAACGCACAUAUACUUCUGGAAGAUAAAGAGACGAAAUAUCUAUAACACGUAGAGCUAACUAUGACAAUGUCAUAUAACAAAAACUGAAACAUUUUUGUAACAGGUUAUGGUCUUCAAAUUUCAGUAGACAGCAAUAGAACACUAUUGAUAAUACAAGACAAAAUUAAAAUUUUUCUUGUGAGACAGGGCAUUGCAGAAGAUAAAAAAGACAUACAAAUUGUCACAAACAGAACAGUUCUCAACUUCUUACUCACAACCAAGGAUUUGCAAAAUGCUAAUACUUCAAAGACUGUCUGUAACCUUGGUCAGGGCACAAAUAAUUGGUUCACUUGUACUGCAGCAUAGGUGGCACUGCUAACAAUGCACUCCCAAAUGUAUUAGCUAGAGGUUUAUACUAUUUAUUAAAAUAGUAAUAUCACAUAGUAGAUAUUGCUAAUCAUUAAUUAGAAGUUAUGGCAGUUCCAAACAUGUUGUCAAUACUGCAUGUCCUCAUAUUGUUGCUUAACAUAUCUAACGUUAUUUAAUUUAUGGGACAAUACUUUACAUUUGGGACUGCAUUGUUAGUAGCUCCACCUAGCUGAAGUACAAAGCAUAGCAGUCAUUAU
Molecule: messenger RNA, 3533 nt
Organism: Branchiostoma floridae (Florida lancelet)
Lineage: Eukaryota; Metazoa; Chordata; Leptocardii; Amphioxiformes; Branchiostomatidae
Product: neuronal acetylcholine receptor subunit alpha-9-like
Exons: 2
Coding region: 20-1195 (391 amino acids)
Biological process (GO): regulation of membrane potential; chemical synaptic transmission; nervous system process
Cellular component (GO): membrane; synapse; neuron projection
Molecular function (GO): extracellular ligand-gated monoatomic ion channel activity; transmembrane signaling receptor activity; neurotransmitter receptor activity
Source: RefSeq, a predicted model, not a curated record